CCCCUCCCUCUAAACUGACAGACGAGGACACGCCUUGGAAGGCAGACUUGCGGCACACAUCUGUACAAACCAUUCGCGUUUCCAGCUCCACACUCGGACUCAUCUCUGCCAUUCUCGCCCUCUGCUACAUAUCAUCAAACUUGAAGUAACAAGAUGUUGGUGCUCCUGGGACUUAUUCUUGCCUUCCACAUAGCAACCGCAGCACUGCUGUUCAUUGCCACAAUAGACAAUGCCUGGUGGAAAAAUGACAUCAGCAGCACUGAUAUAUGGCAAACCUGCUACUUCAAUUCAUCUGAAUGCAAUGAUGUAACUAUUUCUGGUUAUGGAGAUUGCAUUAAGGCAAUACAGGCGACAAUGAGUCUGUCGGUGAUCUUCUGCUGUCUCUCCUUCAUUGUGUUUGUUGUUCAACUGUUCCGCCUGCAGAAGGGGCAACGAUUUUUCAUAGCUGGAACCCUCCAACUACUUUCUAGUCUCUGUGUAAUGAUUGCCGCUUCCAUUUACACAGACCAGGAACAAAACUUCCAUAGAAAUCAGCAUGCAGGAGACUAUGGAUACUCCUACAUUCUAGCCUGGAUCGCCUUUGCCUUCACUUUUAUCAGUGGGGUGAUGUACAUUGUUUUACGAAAGCGGAAAUAGAUGCCUGGAUUGACGUAACCUUCAUGUACCACUUCAGAGAAAUUUUGUUUCUGGGGGAACUUCAGCAAGAUCGCCUGCAAAUAUAAUAAACCUUUUGUAAAAUAAUGAUCAAAUUAAGCAAAAAUGUAAUAGCUAAUUUUGCAACUGUUUUGAAGCCUUUUUAGUAGUUACAAAUUCUCCAAAGAUCAGUUUGGCAUAAUUUUAAUAAGAAUUUUUUUUAUUUAGUCUAUGUUAAAAGUGAAUUGAAAGGUCUUUCUUUUCCAGUGGUAAACACUUUCUACAACCAAUCAAUAUGAAGUACACUCAUAGGAUGGUUUAAGCAUUUCAGCCUUCAACAAAAUUAGCUUCAUGUAAUUCACGGGUUGUGUUUUUUUUCCAUUGAAGUAGUGGCCUCAUAUUCCACUUUCUUAGUCUUUCUCAAAUUUUGGCUAAGCAUGUUUUCCGAUUACACAAACGUACAUCACACACACAAAAAAAAAAACACAAUUUUACUAGAUAUUACCAAUCAAAACGAUUUGGGAUAAAACAUUCUGAAAAGAUCACAAAAAUAAAGUUUGAAAAAUAAACAGUGUUUGUCUAUAUGUAGAACCCACUGAAAAAGUUAUUUUUUCCAAUAUGGUGCAUUGAAAAUUUAAUAAAUUGUACCGAUAUACUGAAAUGGGACAACUGAUAUACUUUGUACAGUUAAUGAAUAGCUACAUGUGUUCAGUAAGACCAUGGGUAGUUUUUAAAAUAAUAAUUUUUUAAUUCUUGAAAACUUUAGGUUAAGCGACUGCAAUGCCAAUCAUAUCCACAAGCUUGUUCUAGAUUCAGUGAUGUGUAAAUACACAUAGGUUGUUUAGUAGAAUUAAUUUGGAUAGGGGAGAGUGGAUGAUGAAGCAGUCACCUUUCAAAUGCAAUUUCAAUCAGAUGCUAUAUUGGAUUAGGUAAACAAUUUAAUUUUGAACUACAGUCUAUAGGUAAAACAUGGAUGGUACAUAGAUGAACAGCUGGUGUUGCUGCUGGACAGUUCCAGAGACCAAGGUUUAAUCUUGGCCUGUGAUACUGGGUAGAGUUUCCAUGUUGUCCUGGUGACCACUGAGUUUCUGCUGCAUGCUCUGGUUUCCUCUUCCAUCGCAUUUUAUCCCGAAUGCGAGGUGGCAGCUGCACAUUUGGAGAGAGGUGUCUGGAGGUAAUUGAUGAGCAUAUAAGAGAAUACGUAACGAGGAAAAUAAGUGGAGGAAUAGGACUGAUUGGGAUGUUCUGAGGGCAAGUAUGGGCUUGAUGGGCCAAAUGGCUGCCCUCGUCCUAAGAUAAUAAGAAAAAUAAAUAAAUGAAAAUAACUGCAUUUUGGCAAAUAAUCAAAAGGAAACCUAUAACCAUCCCCACCUUCCAAAUUAUUCAGUGUAAUUUUAUACUGGCUAAUAUUGCUUAGAAUUAAUCAUCUCUGAAUUUGAAGAGAUAAUUUGAUGUCUGUGCCCACGUACAUUUUAUUUAUUAGCAUUACAUAAACCAUCUCUGUAAGUGUAAACCACUAGAAGUGAGAGCUUGCUCUCUUGAAACACUGCUAAAUCAAUACUAAUGUGUUGUUUUUGGCUUGAAACAAGUAGGUAAAGGAAAACUUUAUUGGAUUUUUUAUUUCAUAAUUCUGCCCUUCAGACUUAAGACUUUUAAAAAUUCAUUUGUUUCACAGAUGUGAAGCCAGGCUAGUUCGUAUAUGUGCAGAUUAUUUAGUAUGCACUCACUGAAAGCUUGCCUCCUGCAAUACCUCAGUUGUAGAUUUUCUGUUAGAUGUCCCAGGAGCAUUUUUAAACUUUUGUUUUUCCGUAACCAUGAUACUUUUAACUCAUUUAUACUGUGAUUAUGACUCUGGCCCUAUAAAAUACUGAUCUUAGUUGUGCCAGCAAAGUUUUUUCCCCAUUAUUAAGAUAAAUCAAACAAGGUUUUCCCAGAAAUAAGGCUCUAGAUGAGUCUUGAUCACCCUAACAUUUGUGGAAACAAAGUACUGCUGUAAAUGAAUACUUGAAUUCAGCAUUAAUAUGUUGGUGCGACUAGUUUUCUUCCUCGUUAUCUGGAUUGCAGAGGCUGUGAAACCAAACAUCAGACAGAACCUGUUGCACAGAUGUUUUUUGCUCUCAAUGUUUUCCAUUCCAGCACUUAUUUUUAUAAUUAGAGAAUGAGCAUCAACUUAAAUUUAAAAUAAUUGCACUCAAUCUUUGCAUUCAAACUCCUGGCAAGGGAAUAUCUCAUUAUUCAAAGAACUUCCAUCCCAGUGAACUGAAUAUUAUUAUUUUUAAAAUCAACUUUAAUUUUUAAAUAAACCCUUAAGACUCAAAUGUAGGAAAUGCCACUAAAGAUUUAACUUGCUGAAUAAUGACCAUCAUUACAAUAGUGUAAAAUGGUAGCAGCGCAUUCUUGUGGCAGAAUGAACGUACUGUCAAGUAACCAGUUAAUAGCUUGCUUUUUCAAAUAUUUUCUUAAAACAUAAAGCCUAUGAAAGCCAUUACUUUUUAAUUGCCAGUGUAGCCAUGUUUAUAGCUUAGUGAGCAAACAUUCCUUUUAUAUAAAAUGUUAGGGGUACAUCUUUUUUUUGAUAAUUCAACAGCAGUCGAUAUAACCAAUUUUAAAAAAUGUUAAUUUGUUCAGUGCAAUUGCACAUGUUUAUAGUAGUUUUCUUAGUGAGGAUUGCAUGUUUGAUUUUUGCCAGUGGGUUCCAUUCGCUAAGUAGAGGUAAAAUUAGUUUUUUUGAUAAUUAGUCCAUCCACUAUGAAUUUCUCACAGCAUACAAACAAUAUUUUAUAAUUUUCACCUAAAGGAUAUCGUAUUCAUGUGGUGUUACUGAUUCUUAAAUUGGUGCUUUCUACCACAAUAUAUUAAGAUCUUAUUUUUGUAAUGUAUUUAUUGCAUGCCAAUUUGUUAUCAGUGACUUUUAUUCUCAUAAUAUUGUGCACAUUGAACUAGCUUAUAAUCAUGCCCAGAAUAAAUUUACAUUUAUGCAUUGAUAUCUUGUGCAUAAUAUAUGCUUUUCUCUUGCAAUGACACAUAACAGUUUAAUCAAUUUUCUGCUUCAAUUAUUGGGCAGAGAUAAAAACUUAUUGAAGGUUAGAAAGGGCAGGACACUUUCUGGAUAUAUUUGUGUGUAUCAUGAACAUUGAUAUAUUUGCAUGCAUUUUGCCUUAUUGGCCAUUAUUCCCAAGUUGACUUGUUCUUGACUCAACUUGAUUUCUGUCAUCGAGUAAUAUGGUGUAUUACAUAAAUUAGAUUUGUUUCAAAUGUUGUAGUUAAUAAAUGUUAGCAUGAACCUGUGAUGUUUUGCAUUGCUAAACACUAAUCUAAUAGUUGGCAAAUGAUCUAGGAUUAAUUUUAAACCAAAGUUAGCAGAUUUAUAAACUGAAAAGCAUAUGAUUAUGUAAAUCCUCUAUUUUAAAUAGUCAAAAUUGUGAUCUUGUAAAUAGUCCAACAUUCUUCUUGUAUGUGGUAAACUUGGAUCUAAUGGAUUAAAUAAGCGAUGAAGAAUUGUGGGUUUAAACAUUUGGGGGUUAUUUUAAUUAGUUCUUUCUUUGGAUGUAAUCUACCAUAUUUUGUUAUCAAAGACACGUUUUAGAAAAUAUUUUCUUUCCUCUUCCAUGUAUAGUUUAAAAAAGCAAGGUUGAGUGUGUUAAUAGUAGUGGGGUUGUUUAUAACCUGGCAUUUUUAUCUAGAUUGGUUACCAUGAUUCUACAACAAUGUAAUAUAGACUCUGGUAAAGAAAUCCAAAAUUUAUGAAAUUAUAAUUUCCUGCAUUUUGUUUGUGUAAUAAAGUACUGCCUAGCAAAUUA
Messenger RNA from Amblyraja radiata (thorny skate), 4433 nucleotides. RefSeq names its product epithelial membrane protein 2 (gene emp2). The transcript is spliced from 5 exons. The record is from RefSeq and is a predicted model, not a curated record. Bases 154 to 636 code for a protein of 160 amino acids. Gene Ontology annotation, cellular component: plasma membrane. NCBI's taxonomy places the organism in Eukaryota, Metazoa, Chordata, Chondrichthyes, Rajiformes, Rajidae.